CCAAACGGCUGCUCCGCACCAACGCCUGGCAGAGCCACUAUCAGCAAACCUGUCCCCUCAUCAGACGUCACCGCUGUCAGCAAGACUGUCACCUCAUCGGACGUCACCGCUGUCCGCAAACCUGUCACCUCAUCAGACGUCACCGCUGUCCGCAAACCUGUCACCUCAUCAGACGUCACCGCUGUCAGCAAACCUGUCACCUCAUCGGACGUCACUGCUGUCCGCAAACCUGUCCCCUCAUCAGACGUCACUUCUGUCAGCAAACCUGUCCCCUCAUCAGACGUCACCGCUGUCCGCAAACCUGUCACCUCAUCAGACGUCACCACUGUCCGCAAACCUGUCACCUCAUCAGACGUCACCGCUGUCAGCAAACCUGUCACCUCAUCAGACGUCACCGCUGUCCGCAAACCUGUCACCUCAUCAGACGUCACCACUGUCCGCAAACCUGUCACCUCAUCAGACGUCACCGCUGUCAGCAAACCUGUCACCUCAUCAGACGUCACUGCUGUCCGCAAGACUGUCCCUUCAUCAGACGUCACUUCUGUCAGCAAACCUGUCACCUCAUCAGACGUCACCGCUGUCAGAAAACCUGUCACCUCAUCGGACGUCACUGCUGUCAGCAAACCUGUCCCCUCAUCAGACGUCACUGCUGUCCGCAAGCCUGUCCCCUCAUCAGACGUCACCGCUGUCCGCAAACCUGUCACCUCAUCAGACGUCACCACUGUCCGCAAACCUGUCACCUCAUCAGACGUCACCGCUGUCAGCAAACCUGUCACCUCAUCAGACGUCACUGCUGUCCGCAAGACUGUCCCUUCAUCAGACGUCACUUCUGUCAGCAAACCUGUCACCUCAUCAGACGUCACCGCUGUCAGAAAACCUGUCACCUCAUCGGACGUCACUGCUGUCAGCAAACCUGUCCCCUCAUCAGACGUCACUGCUGUCCGCAAGCCUGUCCCCUCAUCAGACGUCACCGCUGUCCGCAAACCUGUCACCUCAUCAGACGUCACCACUGUCCGCAAACCUGUCACCUCAUCAGACGUCACCGCUGUCAGCAAACCUGUCACCUCAUCAGACGUCACUGCUGUCCGCAAGACUGUCCCCUCAUCAGACGUCACUUCUGUCAGCAAACCUGUCACCUCAUCGGACGUCACUGCUGUCCGCAAACCCGUCACCUCAUCAGACGUCACCGCUGUCCGCAAACCUGUCACCUCAUCAGACGUCACCACUGUCCACAAACCUGUCACCUCAUCAGACGUCACCGCUGUCCGCAAACCCGUCACCUCAUCAGACGUCACCGCUAUCCACAAACCUGUCACCUCAUCGAACUUCACCGCUGUCCACAAACCUGUCACCUCAUCAGACGUCACCGCUAUCCACAAGACUGUCACCUCAUCGAACUUCACCGCUGUCCGCAUGCCUGGCGCCUGCUGCUACCUUUAUCAUCAUAGACAAAAACAUGAAGCAUCCGUGAACGAGCGAGCAGUCGGACGGCGUUGCGGGAUCAGCGCGUGUGCUGGAUUUGUUUUUAUCUCCUUCCUCCUUCUCAUUGUCCAGAGCUUCACAAGUUCGCGUCCGGUAGGCCUCUUGACGCACGUAGCUUCUGUACGCAUCUCCCAAGACGAGGGCGGUUGA
This is a messenger RNA of Petromyzon marinus (sea lamprey), 1632 nucleotides long. Lineage: Eukaryota; Metazoa; Chordata; Hyperoartia; Petromyzontiformes; Petromyzontidae. The record is from RefSeq and is a predicted model, not a curated record.